Scomber japonicus (chub mackerel) is the source of this 4944-nucleotide messenger RNA. RefSeq names its product lin-7 homolog C (C. elegans) (gene lin7c). The transcript is spliced from 5 exons. Gene Ontology annotation, cellular component: MPP7-DLG1-LIN7 complex; cell-cell junction; synapse. The record is from RefSeq and is a predicted model, not a curated record. Lineage: Eukaryota; Metazoa; Chordata; Actinopteri; Scombriformes; Scombridae. Gene Ontology annotation, biological process: maintenance of epithelial cell apical/basal polarity; protein localization to basolateral plasma membrane; neurotransmitter secretion. Gene Ontology annotation, molecular function: L27 domain binding. The coding region runs from base 121 to 726 and encodes 201 amino acids.
AAGCUGAUUUAUCGUCUUGGUUAAGCACACGUAACGUUAGCUAGGAUUACCAACUUUAGUUUUCCAUAUCUAGCGUUUAACACAAUAUCCAUUGACACCAAAUAGACUGUCAUAUCAAGGAUGGCAUCGCUCGGGGAACCUGUGCGGUUGGAGAGAGAUAUUAACCGUGCGAUUGAACUGCUGGAUAAGCUCCAGAGGACAGGGGAGGUUCCCCCUCAGAAGCUGCAGGCCCUGCAGAGGGUCCUACAGAGUGAAUUCUGUAAUGCUGUCAGAGAAGUGUAUGAGCAUGUGUAUGAAACGGUGGACAUCAACAGCAGUCCUGAGGUCAGGGCCAAUGCCACAGCCAAGGCUACUGUGGCAGCUUUUGCGGCAAGCGAGGGACACUCGCAUCCUCGUGUCGUGGAAUUGCCCAAGACAGAAGAAGGCCUGGGUUUCAAUAUAAUGGGUGGAAAGGAGCAAAACUCACCUAUUUACAUCUCACGGAUCAUACCAGGAGGCAUCGCUGACCGACACGGGGGCCUGAAGAGAGGCGAUCAGCUGCUCUCCGUUAAUGGGGUGAGUGUGGAAGGUGAGCACCAUGAAAAGGCUGUGGAACUCCUCAAAGCAGCUCAGGGCACAGUGAAGCUGGUAGUAAGGUACACCCCUAAAGUCCUAGAGGAAAUGGAGUCGCGCUUUGAGAAAAUGAGGUCGGCGAAGCGCCGGCAACAGAACAACUAUCCCCAGUAGGAUUUUUCCAUGUUGAUACCGAGCCCCCAUGUCGCUCCUCUUCUAGCCUUCUGGCCAUCUGUUCUGGUCUCUUUCUUAUCCUCCUGCCCAAAAAGCAUAACAAAUAUACCCGAGUUUAGUUUUAGUUUUUACCCACACAUGCUGUAUAUUGUGCUUCUACAGUUUCCUGUAGCAUUUUAAAUCUUCACUACUGUACUGGACACUACAACUCUAGGAGAAUGCUAGCAUAUUCAUGAUUGUCAAUGUAGGUGGUCACUCACACCUUGUGCUUUAUUUUUGAAUUGACAAUUUGAAUGCAACUUUUGAGAUCAACUUCACAACUCCUUUGACUGGAAAGGUAGUGUUUUUAAUUCUUUGAUCACAGCCACUACCAAGUGCCUCAGGGCAAACAUGUUUAUCUUCUGUACUGUGUUCAUAGCUCUCCUUUCUCUCGCUCUCUGUCUUUCUCUCUCUCUCUUUUUCUCUCACUCUCUUUGGUGGUUUAAAGUCAAAAUUAAGAUUGGUUAUUAAAUGCUUGUGGCAGGGAUCACUACACACUUUGCAGCUGUUAUUCUCAAAGAUCAUCUGAUUUGAUGGAUGCAUGUUAAACAUCUGUAAAACGUGAUUGUGCAAACUUUUAAAAAAGAAUAUACAGUUUUAUAUUAAUUGCCACUCUGUAGGCUUUGGAGGAGUUGAUGACAGUUUGACUUAUAAAGAAACAGUUGUAUAUUUUGAUUUUUUUUAAAAGGGAAGGACAUUUCAAAACAAAAGGGAUGGAUCAUCUUUUAGGUUUUUGUUGGGCAGUUUUCUAACAUUAUAAAAAGCUCAGCACACACUGUGGGGUUUGUGAAGUCUAGCAUGUUCUGUAAAUGACGUAAUGGGGGCUCAGCAACGCUGCUACAAUGCUGCUACAGAGACUCCGGUUUUCACUUUCAUCAUGAUCCUUUACAAACAUAAACCCAGCAGUCGGCGUGACAAGAGAUGAAAUCUGUCCAACUACUGAUUCAUUUGUCUUGAUGUAACGCCAGCUGCAAAACUUGAUGAGAAAUCAGUUGCACAACACGUCUUUUCAUCUUUGAUAAUAUCUGCUAGUUAGCAUUCUUUGCGUCAUUUAGUGACAGAAAAAUAAGACGUUCAUUAUAUCAAUUGUUUUCAGUCACAAAAUGCCUAAUGUGAGCGCAGGUGUUGAUCUCACUCAUGCUGUUCGUGGUCACUGCUUAUUCAUCCAGGCUUUACACAGUGUUUAGUGGCUUAUGCUGUAAAUCUAUUACAUUGGCAUAUCAUUUUUAUUUUCUGUGCAUUUUUAACAUUUUGUUACAGUCUUGCAGAACAAAAAGUGCGUGUUAAAUGAAGCAUUAACUAUAUUUGAAUUUUUCUAUCCUGGCACCAUUGACAUCUAUAACAGACUUGAGGUGAAUCAUACAGAUGAAACGGGUGAUGUACUGAAAAAUAUCUUUCUUAUAAUUACCCUUUACUUUUAUUAUAUUAUGGUUAUAUUCCAUUUAAAUACAAGGUAAAGCCCACAGAUUUCAAUAGUUUAGAGCAGGUUUUUCUUCUUUUUUUUUUUUUUUUAAAUAAUUGGCAUUUUUUCCUUUUUAUAAUUUCAAGCAGUCAUCUUUACUCCACUAAAGCCAGCUGUUUAGUGGCACCCAUGUACUCUUUAUUUGAUAUAACAAACUGCACAUCAUGUAAAAAGGAGAGACAUGUUAUCACUGAAUACUGCCACACUGCUAUGUUGGUUCUGAUCUGCGGUUUGAAGCAUCAAAACUGUGUCAAUAACUCCAGCACACAGAAAUGUACAUGUAGGCUUUAUUCCUAUGUCUACAAAUACAACACCUUUUAAGAAAGUUUGACUAGUUUUUAAGUGUUUGGGCAUGUUAAACUGUCAUAAUGAUAUUUCUUACAUCAUGAGAGAGCGGUCCUGAAGUAUUAAUGGCUAAAAGAAGGACAAUUCUGGUCUUUUUUCAUUGAGACGUCCCAAUGCUACCAUUAUGCCUACAUGCAAUAUGUCAAUCAAACAAGUUCACAAGUCACAGUUAUCUGUAAACUACUUUAUUUUCAACAUACAAGGACAAAAGAGUAUGUAGAAACCUUGCUUUGCUUUCCCAGUGAAGAGGAAAAAUAGGUUUCCGCUACAGAAUAUCCAUAUAUACAUUAGAAUAUGUAAACAUGGUUUUAGCUGUGUAAGCCAUACUAUCGUUCAGUCUCAGGAGUGGUACAUCACAUUGUUGAGACAAGACUUAAGUAGUGAUUCAGUAACUGUUGUAGAAAUUCAGUGGACGGUGGACAAAGUAACAGAAACGCACAACAGUGUACGAAAAAGUCCUGAACUGUUUGUCCAGUCAAGUGUGUCAGUCUGAAGGUGUUUAACACACAACUGUCAUUAUUAGAUGAUGCUCCAUAAUUACUAAUAUGAUAGUUGUGCAGUAGGCCACUCAUUACAUGCUGUCCUUGGGCCUCUGUAGCUGAUUUUGUGAUGCAGGUUAUUCUUUAUCUCUGUUGGGGUUUUGGCCAUUUGAUCCACCACUUCUAAGACGCUCCAGCUAAUUCAAGUAUCAGUGCUUUGCUGAAAAAAUGUGAUAUUGUCUGUGUCUAAAUGUUUCCUUACAGAGACACUUUAAGCAUUUGGUCACCACUAAAUGCGUCACUCAAACAUGUUUUGUAAAGUACUGAAUGAAUCACUAGAUACUGGAAAAUAUCAGAUUUAGGAGUUAGGAAAGGAUUGUUUAUUUCACGUUAAGAAAAUGACGAUAAAAAUGAUGAUAAAAUUGCCAUUUUCUGAAUUUAAAAUUGGAGCAAACAAAUCACUCCUUGGCAUGUUGUUCAUAAUAGUCUCUACAUCUGUCCAUGAUCACCUUCUGUGUCAACUCCAAACUUAAUUCUAACAGCAGCUGAAUUAUCUUUGUUCAAGCCAGUGGAAGAUGGUUCGUAUAUUGCUUUAAUAUCGCAUUAAAUAUUGCAAGAAAAUGAUGAUACAUGAUGAUGCUUGAUGCUCCACGUUUAUCCAUGACUUCUUAUGAAAAAUGCUGAAUUUUAGGACAAAACUAUGAUAAUAAAACACACACACGGUACUGCAAAAACUGAAUGCAAAUCGAUGAAUCUAUGCAAAGUCAUUUAAAAAGUUUGGAAAUUUCCUAAUAUGGUGCAAAAUCAUUUUACUGUAGAAUGUCAGUUGAGGCUGUGUGGAGAAAUGUGAAUGUAAUAUGAAAACUUUGGAAAAGUUGCACUUAAACACACAUGGGAGUUACGUAACAUUGCGAGACACAAAAUGUUUGAUAUUUCAACAUUCACAUAUUGAUCACCAUCAGGUAGCUGCAUUGAUAACAGCCUUGCUAUCUAAUUAAUGAUUGUCAGGAUGCAUGUGGAAGAGGCUUAUGUGAGAUGUGGUUAGUAAUAGACCAUUUUAAAGGCUACUCAUUUUUUUCUCUUUUUUUCCUUCUUUAUGAGACAGAAGAUUUAGCAGAAGUGUCCAGAGUGUACAUAAAAGUUGAAAUGUCUUAAUAUAAUGUAUAGAUUGUCCCUUAAUUGUGUUUUAUCUCCAUAUUAGCUAGUUGGAUUCACUGCUCACACACACACACACACACACACACACGUAUUGUUAAUCAGGAAAAAAAUGGAAUGAGACUUGUAAGUGAUAUUGCACACUCUCCACUGAAUGUCACUGACCAUCGUUUGACUUAGUUUGCAGAAUUUUGUGAAGUUCCUGUCAACUUUCUACCCGUUUUUCCUUGUCUAUAUAUUGGAAUGGUCAAUAGAGUAUUUUUUAUAAUAGUUUUCUUUUGAUAUUUUUCUCAAUUUUUAUAAGUGAUUUUCUUAAAAAAGAAAUUACAGGAAUGAUUGGUACUUCCAUUUUGGCUGUGUACCAGGGCCAUAUCAGCAAAGUCUCUCAAAAAAGCAGCACUGACAUAAAAAGGCGACGUAUUGAUCUUAUAUCUGUAUGGACGUCAAGGCUGAGCACAUACAGCAGCCUGGAUCAGCGCUCUUUUCUGACAUCUGAACUGAUUUUUCUUUUCUUUCUAGUACCAAGACCAAACUUUCAACCUCUGUGAAAAUUUUGAUAAUGUUUUGAAAUGUUUUAGUUGGUGCUUGUUUAGGAUUAUUACCUUGUAGAUUGUGUUGUGUUAUUUUUGUGUUUGUUAUCUAAUUUACUGUGUUACAUUGAUGUGGAAUGUAAAAUGUUGUGAUGUAGAACUUAAUAAUUGGACUGGAGGCUAAAUAAACAGUGCAUACAAUAAUGAC